This is a messenger RNA of Tyto alba (common barn owl), 5971 nucleotides long. RefSeq names its product cytoglobin (gene CYGB). The record is from RefSeq and is a predicted model, not a curated record. The transcript has 3 exons. Bases 382 to 921 code for a protein of 179 amino acids. Gene Ontology annotation, molecular function: oxygen binding; heme binding; iron ion binding. Gene Ontology annotation, biological process: oxygen transport. Lineage: Eukaryota; Metazoa; Chordata; Aves; Strigiformes; Tytonidae.
AGUGAGCUCACGUUCACACAUUGGUAAAGAGGCUGGUCUUGCAAUGCCUUUGAAUAUUUUACUUUUAGGCAGUUCCCCAUCAGUCAGCCACACACAUCCGAGCUGAGCUGAAGCUAACUACAGCCAUGGACAGCACUAGGAGAUCUGAAAUCUAAUCGCAUGCAUCAUACCUCCAGGAUAUUUUUUUAAAUUACAUAUAUAAACACGCUGACAGGCAGCCGCGCUCGCACACACACAUAUACAUCCACACGUCGGCAGAGCCGCCAGCACCCGCACGGCCGCUGAGCAAACACCUUGUCUCUUCUCGCAGGAUAUACCCGCUCACACACAUCUCUCUUUAUCUCCUCCUGGCUUCCCGGAGGAUCGUGCCGGCUGUUUUUCAUGGAGAAAGUCCAGGGAGAAAUGGAGAUUGAGAGAUGGGAAAGAAGUGAAGAGAUUUCAGACGCAGAAAAAAAGGUUAUUCAAGAGACAUGGAGCAGAGUAUAUGCAAACUGCGAGGACGUUGGGGUCUCCAUACUCAUCAGGUUUUUUGUCAACUUCCCCUCGGCCAAGCAGUACUUCAGCCAGUUCAAGCACAUGGAGGACCCGUUGGAGAUGGAGAGGAGCUUGCAACUGCGUAAGCACGCUCGGCGGGUCAUGGGUGCCAUUAACACUGUGGUGGAGAACCUCAAUGACUCCGAAAAGGUCUCCUCCGUUCUGGCCCUGGUGGGCAAGGCUCAUGCCCUCAAGCACAAAGUGGAGCCCAUCUACUUUAAGAAACUCACUGGUGUCAUGCUGGAGGUCAUUGCUGAAGAAUACGCCAACGACUUCACCCCGGAGGCACACGGUGCCUGGACCAAGAUGAAGACCCUCAUCUACACCCAUGUGACGGCGGCGUACAAGGAGGUGGGCUGGGCGCAGUACCCCACCGCCACCCUGUGAGCGGCCAGCAGGGCCAGGCGAGGGGCAGGGAGGGCUUCGCUCACCCCAGGACUUCACUCUGGUCUCUUCUCAAGAUCUUCGCUCAGUCUGGGGAGCCCGGUAGGGCCAGCUGUGUUAGCUGCCAAGUCACAAUUUGAUCUCCAUGGGGUUUAAAAACAAACUAAAUAAGCCAAAAAAAAAAAAAAAAAAAUAGAACCAUGAAGGGUGUGGGUGGGUCGGGGUGAAGCAGUUGUAGGGGACGCUGGAAGGGGAUGCAGAGUGUGAGGGGAGAGCAUUGGUUGUUGGCUCCAUCUUACUGUCCUGGCCUGUCCAUCACCACCUCCCAAAGUCCUGCACCUCGCUUGCGCCAACUCCAAGUCCCUUGCACAAGCUCUGUUGCACAGCAGUGACGUGCAGCCCCGUCCGCUGAUGAACGACACGACCCUUGUUUUCCAUGCAAAAGCCCCCCAGGUCAACCUGGCUCGUUGCUUUUGGGGGUGCAAUGCUUACAGGGACCGCUGGCUGCCUGGCUGGCACCAAAACCGCUUUGCUUUGCACUUUCUGUACCCACCUGGCAGGGUGGCAGGGCUGAUGGCUGUAGCCUCACCCUGGGCUGGCAGCAGCCCUCGCCUCUCCCAUCACCCAGAGUCUCUCUCCUUGGCUGGAUGCUGCAAACCCUCCUGGGGCUGGUGGGAGCGAGGGGGUGGGAGAGACAUCUUCCCCCAGCGUUAGAAGGCGGGGAAGGAGAGGGAUGCUUUUGGGCUGCUUCCCCUCGUGGCUUGGAGCGCGGCGUGUAGGUGGGAUCCCUGUGCCAGAUUCAGGCUGCUGGUGAGCCCACCCACCUCCCCUCAGCUCCCGUGGGCAGCAGGGAUGUGCUGAGGCUGGGCUUGGGUGGCACACCUUGUGCCGUUGUCCUGGGAGCUGACGUGUGUAGGUUCUCCCCGCUCGGUGAGAAGAGGGGUUCAAGCUGGGAUCAGGAGCGGGAAGGAUGAAGUGGAUGUAGCAGGAGGGAUUCCUGGGUGAGAAGAAAAGUCCCUGCUCUGUUAAAAUUCAUAAAUCACUUGUUGCAUAGAGCCUAUUCCUGCCCCCUUGGUGAAACUGGGUUCCUUCAAAUAAAGUGCCUGGUAGAAAUCCACCCACGCAGGAGCUGUGUCCCUCCUCGGGGCCGGCAGUGCUCCUGCCUGUGCCUGGCAAUGCCCCCACUCAUCCUGCCUCCAACACUGACUCCUCCUGAAACUGUGGGCGAGUCUGCUUGGCUUCUGCCUCAGUUUGCCCCUUCGGUUACAAAAAAAAAGGGAGGAGGAGCAGCCCUGUUGCCUCCUGCACGCACGUGCUUUGAUUUAUAGGAUGCUCUUGGGACUGAUCAGCAAAGGAUUAGGGAUGAAGCAUCAGGUGUUUUAGGAAGCUUUGGCGUCCUUUUCACCCAGUAUUUCCCAAAAUGUCUCUAAUUUUAGAGCUCUAGCAUUAAGGACAAUGUUACCUAUUGAAGUGUGCAUGGCGGGGUUCCCUUCUGAGAUUUCCUCUGGCCUCACUUCACUACUGCCCUGGAGAGCUGGCAGCUUUCUGCGAGAGACCAGCUCCUCUCCUGGAUGUUGGCUUGGGAUCCCUGUGGCUGCCUUGGGGACAUCCCCCCCGCUGUGGGGACACUGCUGGAGGGGGCAGCAGUAACUCUCCCCGGGACUGACCUCCCUCCUCUGGAGCAGCCAGCCAGAAACUCCUGCUUUGGUCUACUGCAGCCAGUUCAUAUGUGCUUUUAAUCAUCCCCAGGGAAUAGUGUUUUGGGGUUGGUUUUUUUUGGUUGGUUGGUUGGUUGGUUUUUUUCCCCCUGUUUCUGGUGUUUUGCUCCUGUGCCAAUGGGGGCUCCUCUGUCCCCCAGCCCUGGCACUGCUGGGGGGGUGACAAGCACCGGGUCUGGCGUCCUGGCUCUGGGCAAAGGGAAUUUGGGGAGGGCUCUAAACCUCUUGGCUGCCUUCCCCAGUGCCCCCUCACCUUCCUGCAGAGCCCUAGGACUGGGGUUAGUCCCGAAAUAAUCCCAGGACUCCACUAAUGCCGCUACAGCCGCUCUGUCUGGCCUUGCAGUUCUUCCCUCCCUGUGUCCCACAGUAAAAUGGGUGGAGAGGGGUGAUGGAGCUGGGAGUGAUGGCACGUCCUGGGCAGACACAGGGGCUUGGGUGGAAAUAACUGCUCGGGGCACGGCUGUCCUUGGCAUGGCAGCGUGUGAGGUCAAGGAGUUUAUAAAAGGAAGGGACAGGCUCAGGGUGACAAGUGAUGCCGCUUCACUGGUGGGGCGGGCUGUUGUUUAGAGCCAACACCCCCGAAAUUCAGCCCAACAGCCUGCACCCGUGAGGUGCCAGAGGCUGAUACCUCCGGCUCAUGUCCGAACGUCAAAGCUGCUCAUCCCUUGCGUGGCUGGCGGAGGCACCCUUCAAACAGCAGCCCCUGGCUGGGGUCAGGAUUAGGCCCAUGCAGAUGGGAUGAGACCUGUUCAGUCACUGCCAUUGCGCCAGUGCAAGACUGGAGAGCGAUUGCUUGGAGCAAGGCUGUUAGAUAUUUUUUUUGGGUGCAUCACAGGACUCUCAUGAACACAGCUCCAGCAACUUCUGCCAAAACCUCCGGGCCAGCAGCGCAUAUUUUUAAUGAGUUCAUGUACUCCCCGUGCUCUGUGGAUGUUGGGCCAGGGAUGUUUCUGUACAGGGAGGUUUCAUCUUCGAAGUUCACACAUUAACCUUUGAGGUUAAUAUAUUCCAGGUGGGAAUUUUAUUUUUGCAAACCAAACCCUUCCUCUCCCUUCCCACAACCAAAACUGGGCUCAGUCAUGGCCAGCAGGAAAGUGAUUUUGGGGUGGCUGGAAAGUCCCUGUGUUCAUGCCCAACGCACCCGAGUGCCUUGGUUUCGGGGGGAGCAGCAGUGAGGUGUCCCCCCACCUUUGAACAGGCCUAGGUUUCUUCUUUGGUUUUGUUGUUGUUUUUUUUUUUCAUCCCUAGAAAAAACUGACCCAUGACCUUGUGCGCCCACGUGUGUGUGUGCUGGGCUUGGGUAAUUUUCCAGGCACAUUUUUCUAAAGCAAAUCCAGAUGCGUGCAGCUGCUGUCCCUUGAGGAGCCCCCCCAUCAGCCAAAUUACAGGCCAGUCAAAUAUAUGCAAACAAAAACAUGUUUAUUUUUACCAGCUCUGUAGGAAGUAAAAUGAAGCAGAGAGGGCGGCCAGGGCAGAGCUCGCAAGGGGGAGAGACAGAGAUAAAGCGAACACCCCCUCUUCGCCACCCGCAGCAGAGGAGGCAUUGCUUAAAUCAGGGAAAAAUCUCAUCUGGGGAGAGAUGAAAAUGAAGAGAAAAAGGAAAAAAUACCAUUCCGGAGUGACAGGGCUGAUAAAUGCAGUGCGGAAGAGCAGAAAGGGAGGCCGAGUCCUGGCUCUGAGCGUGGCUCUCCGGCACACACGCCUGCACAGCUGCUCCCUGUUACUUCCAGCCCCACUGUGACCCCCCCAGAACCCCCCUGCAGCCGGCUAGGGACCCCCUGAUGCCCCCUUCCCUUUGGGCCCUGCUCACUGAGGCUCCACAUUUCCUUUCCCAGCACACUGGGGCUGAGAUAUGGGCGCUGCCCACCCGCUCUUUGGGCUUGGCUUUGCUCUCCUUGGUGGUGGCAGGUAGGGACUGACUUAGUUGCCCCCCCAAAAUUCACAAGUGAGAAGCUGGGGGCUCAGGGCUUGGUGCUGGUACAUGCUGGGGACCAGCUGGUCCCUCCCCUGCCUUGGGGGGAACCCCCACGUCCCCCAGCCCCAUUUGCCUUCCCAAGGGAUGCUGCCAGACUGCUCCCACUUGCUCUGCUCCUCUCGGAUGCCCAUGCCAUUGCAGCUGCCCCCAUGCAGGCCAGCCGAGCUCAGCUCAGAGCUGCCGCCCCUCUAACCAGGGCAGGAUGAGGCCCCUGGCUCAGCACCUCUGCAUUAGCAUCAGGGCUGGGCUUGGUCCUGGGACCCGGGUGGGAAAGUCUUUGUGCCCCCUGCCAGCAGCAGAUGAAUGCCAAGUUUGGGGGGGAGGGGGGGGGGAGUUGUUUGGUGUUCUGGUGGCAGGGUGUCCUUCCCCCCAAGCACCUCAUCCUGGCUCUCUCUGGGGACACCCGCUCCUAUCAACCGGCUUGUGUCCCCCCACCCCAAGUUCAACACUGCCUUUGGUCAGAGGGAACUCAGCGCUGGGGGGAAUGAGAAGUGUUGGGCUGGGAUGGACACAGGUCCCGUCCACCCUGUUCCCCCCCCACCGUGGCCAACGCUCAAGGCAGGUAUAGCUCCACAUACACCCGGCCAGCUAGAGAGACACCCCAAUGCCACCAGAGCUGAUCAGACAAGGAACCCUUAAGGACCUUGUGCCACCACCCUCAUCAUCUCUUACGGCGAGACAAAUCCCCAAGGCAGCCAAGCUGCAGGCUCUCCCGGGGGAAUCCUCUUGCAUCUCUGCCAGUUUGCUCCAGUUUGUCCCAGUAAAGGGGAUCCCAGCGUCUCCCCGCUCUCUGGGGAGGUGCCCAGUGACUUCAGAGGGGACCAGAUUUUUGGCUGGCUGGACUCUGGUGCCAGGGCUCAGCCGUCCCUGCCCCUUGCCGUGGGGAAGCCGCCCUGGUGCCCUGAUGUCAGUGCGGUGACUGCUCGGGGCCAGCACCAGCGAUGCCAGGCAGAUGGGUGGAAGGGAAACCCGUGAGCUAAACUUGGACCAACUUACAGAAAGGGAGGGAUAAAACUACCCGCCUGGGUCUGACCUGUUUAACAGACUGCGACGCUAAUUAUUUUCCGUAGCUGAAGUUGUCUCUAAUUGUUAGUAUGUCUUAACCAGUCCCACCGUGACCCACAGACAUGAGCUGGCGUGGUCUGAUGUAACUCCGUGUCUUUCCUGUUACUGCUGCAGAUACUGUUCAUGUACGUGUUUCUCGGCGCUUCCAUGCUGGUUUUAUACAUGCCGUUUCGUGUACGAUGGGUGUAACUUGUUUUUCUUUUUGUAGGUUUUUAGUAUGUUUGUAACCGGACAGAAUGGUGUUAUUAAACUGAAACUUGUAUCUUCAGUGGAUAAAUCAAUCAAACCCCUCCAA